UAUCCAUAUCGCCCAGGAUCGUAACAAUCACAACUCUAGAGUCCGCCGACGUCGUUUCCUUUUUCUCCCUCUUUGCGGAGAUUAUUCUGUGACUGCCCUCAAAUAGAAGUAGAAAGAAACGCAGAAUUUUCGAGGGAAAAAAUCAUGGUGAAAUCGGUGGAGAAUGGGGUAUCAGUGGCGCCGUUCCUGAUCAAGUGCUAUGAGAUGGUGGACGACGAAUCAACGGAUGCCCUCAUUUCCUGGAGUCGAAGUCAACCAUCGUCCGGAGAUUCCACUAGCGAUAGCAGCAGCUUCAUAAUCUGGGACGUCUCUAACUUCUCCUCUCAAUUGCUCCCCAAAUAUUUCAAGCACUCCAAUUUCUCAAGCUUCGUUCGCCAGCUCAACAUCUAUGGUUUCAGGAAAACCGACACAGAUCGUUGGGAGUUCUCAAAUGACAAAUUCAUUAGAGGCCAGAAGCACCUACUAGCAAACAUCAUUAGAAGAAAAAAUGCCCAGAAUUUAGUGCCGAAGAUUUCCACUCAGCAGCAACAGGAGGAAGAGACAAUUCCUUCAACCUCUGAAGAAGACAAGAGCCUCGAAUUGUGGAAAGAAGUCGAAACCCUAAAGACGGAUAAAAACACACUGAUGCAAGAGCUAAUUAAGCUCCGGCAACACCAGCAGAUCUCACAAAGCAAGCUGUUGCUUAUAAGAAAACAGGUGAAGGGUAUGGAGAAAAACCAGCAGCAGAUGCUCUCUUUCAUAGUAAUGGCAAUUCAAAACCCCGGUUUCUUGGUCCAAUUCUUGCAUCCGAAAGAAAACAAUUGGAUCAUGUCAGCUCCCGAGACAGGACCAGCGAAUGUACUUGGUGAAGUGGACGACGGGUGCGGGCUUACCCACUCUGGUGGAACGAUUGUGAAGUAUCAGCCGCGUCUGCAACAUCAUGAAGUUGAUAUUUGCUCCAAUGACAUUGAAGAAGAAAAUAACGACCACUUUACGACUGGUGGGGUCAUGAUGAGAGAUGAGGAUGGCGAGAAAUCAACGGAUGAUUUAGAUUUUUCUCUAGAUGAAGAUGAUAUUAGUAUGCUUAAUGAUAUAUUUGGGAAUAUAGAUUUUUCCACAGGGCCAUCCAACAAUGAGGGCUUCACAGGGCCAUCCAACAAUGAGGGCUCUGACAAUGUGGAACCGAUUGUAAUUUCCGACGUGCGCGAUUGGGAUGAUGAUAUGCUGGAAAUGCUGUUGUCCAGUCCGACCUCAGGGAGAGGAGAAGCUAAGGAAAACGGUCAAAGGGGUCAGGAAGAAGUUGGAGAGGGUGAAGGAGGCAACUUUGAGUUUGAGGGCGGCAUGGAUAAGAUAACGGAACAAAUGGAUCUUCUCACAAAGUUUUGAUAUUGGCUCUUGAACGGGUUCUGUGACUUUCGGGUCAAAUGUUAUUGGUAAUGUUACAUUUUGGUACCUUAACUUUUAAAUGAACCGAAGCGGUACCUUAACUAUACAUAAAUGUUUCGAAUUGAGAUUUUAUUCAAUUUUUUGAUCAAAACAUCCUUCACGACGAUCAAAAUUUCAUGUAUAAAGUCAUCCUAUAGUGACCAUAUGGACAAAAAUAAGGUGAAGUAGACUUUACGUAUAGAAUUCUGGCCGCCACAUGUGAUUUUUUGGUCAGAAAUUUAAAUAAAAUCUCGAUUCGAAACAUUUAUGUAUAAUUAAGGUAUUGUUUUGAUUCAUUCAAGAGUUAAGGUAUCAAAAUGUAAUAUUACCAAAAAUUAAUGUACCAUUUAUGCAUUUGACCCGUGACUUUCUUUCUGGUCACUAAAGAGCACCAUUCCAUUGAAAGGACUACUAUACCCCAGGGCUUAUGUGGGAAUUUUUGUAAAGGUUCAAACUCAUACUAUUUCACAAGUAACCACAUUAUGAAAAUAUCAUUCCCUACGUUCCAAAUAAAUUUGGAAUUUACAAU
Molecule: messenger RNA, 1933 nt
Organism: Cuscuta epithymum
Lineage: Eukaryota; Viridiplantae; Streptophyta; Magnoliopsida; Solanales; Convolvulaceae
Source: the annotation of a GenBank genome assembly